CUCUCUUUUUUUUUUCUUCUUUUCUUCGCUUCGCCCGCAAAAGGAUCAACCUACUGACAACAAUGGCUUCUGUUGCGCGCCUUCUCUCGCGUCGCUCGACGACUUUCUUGAGCAAAACCGCCGCGGCUUCGGCUGCUCGUCCUGCACACACGGCCUUCUCGCCUCUCUCCCUCCGGAGCAAACCUACGUUUGCUAGGUUCAUGUCCACCCAGGAGAGGGAGCGUGUCAUCGAAUCCGGCUCAAGCAGCUCUUCCACGCACCACCACCACCUCGACCCUGACCUGGUCGGCGCCACUAUGCCCAUCAGAUCGACCAUCUCCGAGGACGUCGAGAUUGACGACGGCGUCGAUGUCACCUCUCGCCACUUUACUGUCAAUUUCGGACCUCAGCAUCCCGCCGCUCACGGUGUGUUGCGUUUGAUUCUGGAGUUGGAGGGAGAGGAGAUCCUCCGCUGCGAUCCCCACGUCGGUCUUUUGCACCGAGGUACCGAGAAGCUGAUCGAGUACAAGACAUACCUCCAAGCCCUUCCUUACUUCGAUCGUCUCGACUACUGCUCGAUGAUGGUCAACGAGCAGGCUUACUCUCUGGCUGUCGAAAAGCUGCUGAACAUUGAGGUCCCACUUCGCGCCAAGUACAUCCGCACUAUGUUUGCCGAAAUCACUCGUGUCAUGAACCACUGUAUGUCCGUCAUGUCACAUAUUAUGGACGUCGGAGCCUUGACCCCCUUCUUGUGGAUGUUCGAGGAGCGUGAAAAGCUGAUCGAGUUUUACGAGCGUGUUUCUGGAGCCCGUAUGCAUGCUGCCUAUAUCCGUCCCGGCGGUGUCUCGCUCGAUAUCCCCAGGGGCUUGUUGGAGGAUAUCCAUGUUUGGGCUGAUCAGUUCGGACAGCGCAUGGAUGAGGCUGAGGAGUUGAUCACUGGAAACCGUAUCUGGCAGGGUCGUACCGUCGGUGUCGGUCGCGUUACUGCCAAGGAAGCCCUCGACUGGGGCUUCUCCGGUGUCAUGUUGCGUGGAUCGGGAGUCAACUGGGAUUUGCGCAAGGUCCAGCCUUAUGAUGCUUAUGAUCUCGUCGACUUUGAUGUCCCCGUUGGAAGCAAGGGAGACUGCUUCGACCGUUAUCUCUGCCGUAUGGAGGAGAUGCGUCAGUCGCUCCGCAUUAUUCAUCAGUGCAUUAACGACAUGCCCCCUGGCCCUGUCCGUGUCGACGACCUUAAGAUCUCGCCCCCUCGCCGUGCCGAUAUGAAGGACAACAUGGAGGCCUUGAUCCAUCACUUCAAAUUGUACUCUGAGGGUUACUCUGUUCCUCCCGGUGAGACCUACACCGUCGUCGAGGCUCCCAAGGGAGAAUUCGGCGUCCACCUCGUCUCUGAUGGCAGCAACCGUCCUUACCGCUGCAAGAUCCGUGCUCCAGGAUUCGCUCACUUGGCUGGUCUGGAUUUCAUGGCCAAGGGCCACUUUAUUCCUGACGUUGUCACCAUGAUUGGAACCAUGGAUAUUGUGUUCGGAGAAGUCGACCGUUAAAGGGCUGUUAAUGAAGAGAGAUGAGCGCAGAGAUGAUACUACCGCAGUGAAGAGUGAAUUACAUGAGCUGGAUGCAUUUUUUUCUUUCCCUUCUUUUGCACCAACAUACGACCUGGGAUUAGAAUGCCUCUUUCUUGUUUUCUUUUUUUUUGCACGAUGCCAAACUUUUUCUUAGAAUAAAAUCAUAUCG
Messenger RNA from Gamsiella multidivaricata, 1710 nucleotides. RefSeq names its product nife hydrogenase-like protein. Bases 63 to 1520 code for a protein of 485 amino acids. NCBI's taxonomy places the organism in Eukaryota, Fungi, Mortierellomycota, Mortierellomycetes, Mortierellales, Mortierellaceae. The transcript has 3 exons. Gene Ontology annotation, biological process: mitochondrial electron transport, NADH to ubiquinone. The record is from RefSeq and is a predicted model, not a curated record. Gene Ontology annotation, molecular function: quinone binding; NAD binding; NADH dehydrogenase (ubiquinone) activity.